UCCUGGAACUUCCAUCCCCUUGAGUGCUGGCUUUAAAGGAGUGUGUUAUCACUGUCGACUGUGUUUUCAUUGUGAAUUUUAAGAUGGAUCUCUUGCAAAGGUUCUCUUAUGAGUCAUCACUGCAAAACAUAGUGCUUGCUCUAGAGGGACUAAGAGUUUGUUGUGGUCAGAAGAUGGCAUCAGCUUCCCUGGAACUGGAGUUCUGGAUAGUUGUAAACUGUAAGCAUUGCAGCUUGGAUGGAAAGGGAUCCUGACAGUAGGGAACCAAAGAAUACCACAAAGUCACCAUAAGCAUAGCAGCUUAUAGCCCUGCUCCAGGGAAAGGUUUCCCCAGCAAAAGGGUUACAGUUCUGCUCUUAUCUGCUCUUGCAAAAAGUUGUUACUUCUCUGAUCGGUUCCAAGUCUGCGAAAGCAGGUCUUAUCCAAACCUCAUUUAAGACAUUUAUUGGAAGGGAGGAAUCCAGGAGGGUGGCUGCCUCUGCCAAGGUGGAACAGGGCAGCAGAGAAUGAAACAGGCGCAGGGCUUAUGUAGGUUUUAGGGACAGUUUUUCCAUGGUGGAGAUUUUCGGGGUGGGAAUUGGCUGGAUUUCAAUCCCUGAGUUUAGAGCUCAGGCAUUGGCUGGAUUUCAUGUUCAGGGACUGGUUGUUUUCUUUGUGCUGAGUUGGUCAGAGGCAAAGUGUGUUUCUUUGGCUCUGGAUUCAGGGCCAAAGUGUGUUUCUUUCGCUGGCUCUUUUUAACCUUUUGGCUCUGGUUUUAGGGCCAGGAUGUGUUUCUUUGGCUGGCCCCCCCCCUUUUUUUUUCCCUACAGAACCCUACUGGGUGCUAGGUACUGGGCCCAAGACCUUUACGAGAGCAACAAGGGCUCUUAACCACAGGACCAUCUCUUCUGUGGAUGAACCACCAUAUACAGGAGACAAGAGAACGGUAGGGAGGAAGAAGACUCAGGUCAUUCUGUUUACAUUUAGCACUUGCUGUUUUCAAAGCUCAUGGCACAGAGAUCUUUUGCUGAAUUAGCUGUAUAUGGUGACUCACGGAGAAGUGUGGUGGGCAUCAAUGAAUUGCCAUGGCAUUGAACUAUGCGGAGGUGCAAGGACGACUUAAACUCUCUAGGGGGUGGGUUGUAGCUCUCUGAUGGUUCAGUCCUGCGUCUGGCGUCUAACAGGAAUUUAGGAUGUAUUUACCGACUGAUUCUAUCUAACAGGACGAAGAGGGAAGGAUCAUUACAAAUCACUGAGAAUCCACUCCAGGAAUACAGAAACCAGAGGGCACCGUACAUCUCUUCUCAGGUUUUCUGGCGGUCACAGAGGGAAGAAAGUUCUAAUCCAUGAUCCUGGUCCCCAGGGAGUCCCCAGACCAGCUAUUUCCGGGUUAAUUCCCACCCACCUAGAGUGUUUCCGGUCUUCAGCGCUGGAAGCGGCAGAAAGGUAAGCUUGAGUUUCAAGGACAUACAUGGACCUUGGAAGUCAUUCCUGGCCCAGACGGAGGCGAAUCAAGGCGAAAGCAGCCCUUUAAUUUUUGCGACACCUAGCACUGCCCGCCAAUUAUUUUCCUUACGAAGAGUACAGGCGGCGGGCAACGUCACUUCCGGCCACCUGGCGGUUGGCCAGAUCCGGACGUGAUGUCAGCUCCACUUCGUUCCGGGAGGAGGCAAGGCUGGUCUUGACAUUUCCUCUUGCAGCUAUGGAUACCAGACUGUUCUGAGAGAAGUGGGGCAUGGCUGCAGCCCUACAGGUCUUGCCCUCUCUCCUCCGAGCCCCAUCACGUCCAUUCCUCUGGGGACCCCCAGUGGCCCGGAUGACCAGUGGUAUGGCCUUGGCAGAGCAUGCGCGGCAGCUAUUUGAGAGUGCCGUGUAUGCUGUGCAGCCAGGCCCCAUGCUGCAAAGGGCACUGUCUUUGGAUCCUAGUGGCAGACAGCUGAAGGUGCGGGACCGGAGCUUCCAGCUACGGGAAAACCUCUACCUAGUGGGCUUCGGCAAGGCUGUGCUGGGCAUGGCAGCUGCAGCAGAGGAGCUACUGGGCCAGCAUCUUGUGCAGGGUGUGAUCAGCGUUCCCAAGGGGAUCCGGGCUGCUAUGGAGCAUGCUGGAAAGCAAGAGAUGCUGCUGAAGCCACACAGUCACAUCCAGGUGUUUGAGGGUGCAGAGGACAACUUACCAGACCACGAUGCACUGCGGGCUGCACUGGCCAUCCAGCAGCUGGCGGAGGGGCUCACGGCCGAUGACCUGCUGCUUGUGCUCAUCUCAGGUGGGGGCUCAGCCCUGCUGCCUGCUCCCAUCCCACCUGUCACACUGGAGGAGAAACAGACGCUCACCAAGCUGCUGGCAGCCCGUGGAGCCACAAUUCAGGAGCUGAACACCAUCCGGAAGGCCCUGUCCCAGCUGAAGGGUGGAGGGCUGGCUCAGGCUGCCUAUCCUGCUCAGGUGGUAAGUCUCAUCUUGUCAGAUGUGAUUGGGGACCCUUUGGAGGUGAUCGCCAGUGGCCCUACUGUGGCCAGUGCCCACAGUGUGCAAGACUGCCUGCAUAUUCUUAACCACUAUGGUCUUCGUGCUGCUCUGCCACGUUCUGUGAAGACCGUGCUCUCUCGAGCGGACUCUGACCCCCGUGGGCCACAUACUUGUGGUCACGUCCUCAAUGUCAUCAUCGGCUCUAAUUCUCUGGCACUGGCUGAGGCUCAGAGGCAAGCUGAGCUACUGGGCUACCAUGCCAUGGUGCUGAGCACAGCCAUGCAGGGUGAUGUAAAAAGCGUGGCCCAGUUCUAUGGGCUGCUAGCCCGGGUGGCUGCAGCCAGCCUUACUUCAUCUAUGGCCGGGCAGCCCUUGGAGGAGGAGGAAAAGCUCUAUCAGCUGGCAGCUGAGCUCCAGCUCCCAGACCUGCAGCUGGAGGAGGCUCUGGAAGCUGUGGCAAAGGCUAAUGGCGGCCCGGUCUGCCUCCUGGCUGGUGGUGAGCCCACGGUGCAGCUGCAGGGAUCUGGCAAGGGUGGCCGGAACCAAGAACUGGCCCUGCAUGUGGGAACAGAGCUGGGAAGACAACCACUGGGGCCUAUUGAUGUGCUAUUUUUGAGUGGAGGCACUGAUGGGCAGGAUGGGCCUACAAAGGUGGCUGGCGCCUGGGUCAUGUCUGAUCUUGUCAGCCAGGCUUCUGCUGAAGGCCUGAGCAUAGCCACCUUCCUGUCCCACAAUGACUCAUACACCUUCUUUAGCCGCCUCCAGGGCGGAGCACACUUGCUGCAUACAGGGUUGACAGGGACCAAUGUCAUGGAUGUCCACCUCCUGAUUUUUCGUCCUCAGUGAUGGCAUAGCUCAUAUUUUGGGAGUAUAUAAGAGACUUGCAAGGGCAGGGUCUCUUGGGAAGAUCCAGGGCUGGUUCCCAGGGCCUCAUUGUGUGUCAGGACUCCCUAUCUCUUUAGCCUUCUCCACCCUGCCCCAACUAGAUUGUAAGACAAGGGCUCCUUUCCACCUCUCCUUUCUGUCAAGGCAGCAGGAAGCCCUGAGGCCCAGAAGAAGCUCCUUGCCAGUUCCCAGUCCUUAUUUCUUCCCCAGGAACCCAUCUGCCCAGAUCAUCAGCAUGUUUCUUCCAUGGGUGACAUUAGGAGCCUGGAAAUAAAAAGGAGCAUGUUGUGGGGUCUCA
Molecule: messenger RNA, 3626 nt
Organism: Mesocricetus auratus (golden hamster)
Lineage: Eukaryota; Metazoa; Chordata; Mammalia; Rodentia; Cricetidae
Gene: Glyctk
Product: glycerate kinase
Exons: 5
Coding region: 1715-3289 (524 amino acids)
Biological process (GO): protein phosphorylation
Cellular component (GO): cytoplasm
Molecular function (GO): glycerate kinase activity
Source: RefSeq, a predicted model, not a curated record